UUCCGUCAGGAAGAUCCGCAUGGAAAAGGAGGGAGCGGGAGCAAGACCAAUUUGUACAUGUCAGAUACACGAGCAGGCUUAUGGAGGCGGUACCCCUGAGAAGCAUGGUCCUAGAGGCGCUGAAGCAGGUGAUGGGGGAGAGAUCGACAACUUGGUUGGAGGAUGUGAUCAUCGGGUGGCGAUAUGACGAAGUUUUAGGUGCCAAGGUUUGCAAACCAGCAAGGGUGUUCAGGAGGUUCAGGAUGAACGAAUGGGAAGCAGGGUAUGUAUCGGAGUUCUGCCAGUACGGCGCAGGGAGGUACGCCGAGUUCCUCAACACUGCCACCAUCAAGAUGCUCCCGGAAGAAGGUACCUUGCACGUCAUCACAAAUGAUACCGACCUAACGAACAAUGGCCAGUUGCAGCUCAUGCUUAAUGCGGGUCUGAAUCACAUCCCGCUAAGAUCGCUCGAUGAGGAGUUUGCAAUUGACGAGGUCGAGGUGGUGCUGGAUAAGAUACUCACCAUACGGAGAUGCGAUGAAGAGCUGUCCCUAGGGGAGGAGAGGUAUCUAGUUUGUCAUACGGACAAGGCGCCACACACCCCCACGUUCGCCUGCAUCAACUUCAUCAGGCGGCUGGCGUUGCAGAGACUCUCGGGGCUGGACUUCACUCCGCUCCCGGAUACGCCGGAGCAGGCCACGGCAAGGCUAAUGCAAGAGGCUGCUGCCUACACUCAUGUUGGGCACGAGGCGCUGCCACUCCCGCACCUCAUGACGGUAUACAAUGCACACAAGCAGUCCUUCAGAUGGAUUACGAACACGGCGGACUCGGUGCUUUCCCCGGUGGCAGUCGUUUGCGAAUGUCUACUAAAGCUCCUGGCGGGGGAUGUUCAGGCCCUCUGCACAAGUAAGAGCGAAGAGGUUCGUGCCGAGCAUGGGGUCAAACCCAACUUCUGGUGGCCGAUCUCCUCGAUAGGGGAGUUCGUUGCAAACAUCCCCGGGCGCAUCUACUCCAUCUUCACCGGGGAUAUCACAAGGUGUUUCGAGACGAUACCCACGGACGAAUCAGAGGACGGGCUGCUGAAGGCGAUCAGUUUCUUUGUUAGCUGCGCCAUGGAAUGGAGGAGGGCCAGGACGACCAGGGAUGUGAUUGCAAUCAGGGUCGCAACAAACGACACACUGCACCCUUACUGGGUAGCUGGCGAUCAGGACAGGGACAGGGACAGGCUGUACUUCGACAAACAAGGGAUCAUCGACGUUUGUGAGUGGCUUGUCUCCAACGGGGUGGUACAGAUGGGGAACAGGGUCUGGAAACAGAUCCUCGGGAUUCCCAUGGGUCUGGCUUGUUCCCCUAUCUUUUGUGAUGUGUAUUUCUUCAAGUACGAUUACGGACUAAUCUCGCACCUGUUCAAAAUGCAGGAUUGGGCGGCAGUUAGAUGCUUCGAAGUGAGAGAGCGCGAGCUGCUGGGUGUACGAUGGAGCCUUGUCCAGAGACUGGUGGUUGUCAUAUUGUUCGGCACUUGGGCGUUCCCUCCUCCCCGCAAAAGCUUGUACUUGCGGGGUGUUGCUGCGGAGAGAGCCCGUGUGGCAUCCGGCCCUGUGCUGAGCCAAUGCAAGGCUAUGACGAGGGAGGAGUGUUGGGCAGAGGAACCCAUUACAAGAGAUGGCGUUUGCGUGUGGAAGCCCCUCUGCGUAUCUCCCGACGAUGAAUGCACCAAUCUCCCCUGGGAAUCAUGCGGGCCCAUUGACACCACUGGUUCACACAAAGGCUGCCAAUGGAUUGGAACUGCCAAAAUUGGACUCUGUGUGAGAGAAAAGAGAUCGAAUCUGUGCUUCUGGAGGACUUUCCACUCCACACAAAUUUGUGAGAGCACAUUCUGGGAGACUUCGGCAGAUAGGUUUGGGGGAGCCAACCGCAUUGGUGACACCAUUGAUCGUUUAGCUUCGCCAAGAAUGAUGACAAACGGUCAUGAAAACUCCUCCGACCAGGCGUUGCCUGAGGUGAUGUACAUGUCACGCUCAUCUGCACUGAGUGGUUAUGUCGUGCCUCCGAGGGACCGGCAGAGGUUAUGCAUAUCAUCAGCCCAAGCUGGCAUUUGUCUUCUUGUCAGUGAGUCACUGCCUGGUCAGCGACAUCAGCCUCCAUUGCCGAACUCGUUGCAGCUCGGAGGUUCCAUCAAUAUGUCUCCAGAUACUGCCACUACAAGCUCUGUGUGGGGAGGUGUUGGUGAUCAUCGUGGUUUUGUGGAUCCGGUCUUAUCGAGUUUUUUUGCCGUCAGAGUUGGUAGCAUGCCUAAUUGGGCCAUUGGAAGUCCAAAAAAGAGUGGGAGGAAUCCGGUCCACCCUCAAGUUCUUGGAAACCAUUCAACGGUAUCCUCUGGCUCCUUGGUGAGGAACACAACAAAAGGUCCACAUGGCAUGCCAGAUCAUCAUGCAAAGAAUGCCUCGAUAGCUGUCAUCACCAAUGCAGCUUUUUAUGAAUAUGAUUUGUACGAUUACUCGGACACACCAAACUGCAGUAUGGCCAGCAGUAACAUGGACUUGUGCCUCAAUAUCACACAUUGUACCUACACUUACCGCUGUCGCAUUGAUAUGGAUCCUUGUGGGAAGUACACAUCUCCAAUGGCUUGCUCGGAGUCACAGGCAUACUUAGGCUGCUAUUGGGAUGAGAACGCUGAUCCAAUCACCUUACCUAUUUCAGAAGGUCAGAAUGAUAACCAGGAAAGCACACAGGAGGAAGAGGCUGUCUCUCCAUCAACCGAACUCAGCGGUACCAACAUGCUUCUACCUUCCACUCAGUCUUUGGUUCGUGGUCAUGGGAAGAAUGACCUGGCUCAAGAAGAAGGAUCUGAAGGGUCAACGGAAGUAACAUCUCCGGUGAAGCUUGCAUCUGUAAGCAGGAGAGGUGUACCCACACUUAGGAAACAGCAGCCAAACAUGAAUGCAAUCAAGCGGCAACAGUUGGACGAAGUUGGAAUAGCCGUAUACAGUGGCAGAUGCUUACAAGGUCCUAUGUACAGUCCUACAGGAGAGGCUAUACCAUGGCCACCACUUGAUUAUGCACAGUUCUGUGAAUCCCUUGACUUGUCCCAAUCUUGUCUGUCAUACCCAUCCUGCAAGCUGACAGCUGGCUGCUACCCUCACUAUUGUGAGCUGCACGACCCAUGUUGCCCUAUCAAGACUGAGGAUGCCUGCAUCAACGCUACUGAGACUCUGGGAUGCGCUUGGGCUGAAGAGUGUGUACCAUUUACAGACUCCUGUCGUGUGCUGGGUAAAACACAGUGCCAGAAGGAGACGCGCUGUAGAUGGAGAGGUUCAGAGCGGCAUGGAUACUGCAUUGAUGCUUUCGACGCCUGCUAUAGUGCAACAAGAGAAGAGUGUGAACAUACUCAGGACAAGAACGGCAAAGCGUGUGUUUCAAUAUCUGCCUGCAUCGAUUCCUGUGUGGGUUGCGGCGAUUGCAUGUCCCAAGUUGCCCAGUAUAUCGCUACUUCGCAGAGUCCUGACGCGCUUUCUAUUUUCUGUCAAGCUUUUGCUGGAGCACAAACUGACGACCCACUGGUAUGACGUCUCUAAUUAACCUCCCCUGCUUUUCAAAUGGAGUAGUGAUUGAUCAAAAGCUCGAAACACAUCCUUUGUAGAUACAACUUCCAGAACUCAGAACCGCAGCCAGGCAUUUCAAUGCAAGUGGAAAGACUGUUUGUCCUCUCUGUUGUUUUAGGACUGAAGGGCCAGAUGGCUUGGGAUAAACCAAGAGUCCUCGACAAGGUACACGAGAGUCCUAGUAACUAAAGAUGGCCUCGAUAGACCGGUGGCUCACACCUUGUUAACUAACAAAGUAAACAAAAUGGG
Molecule: messenger RNA, 3830 nt
Organism: Chara braunii
Lineage: Eukaryota; Viridiplantae; Streptophyta; Charophyceae; Charales; Characeae
Source: the annotation of a GenBank genome assembly